Stegodyphus dumicola is the source of this 5172-nucleotide messenger RNA. RefSeq lists its product as uncharacterized. The record is from RefSeq and is a predicted model, not a curated record. NCBI's taxonomy places the organism in Eukaryota, Metazoa, Arthropoda, Arachnida, Araneae, Eresidae.
CGUGUGACGUCACGACUUCUGGUCAUAAUAAACUUCGGAACGCAUGCAGUGGCUCUUUGCUGAUUGCUGAAGCUUCUUACGUUGUGCGAACGCUGAAGCAGAAUACUUUGAUUUUUUUAUGGUUUUAAGGUUGGAUGUAUUUUAGAGAGUUAUUAAAAUGCCGGGUAGAUGCUGUGUACCAUUAUGUAAGGGAAACUACCCAACAGGACCAAAAGUGUCUGUAUUCUCCUUUCCUAAAAAUGAAGAUUUGAAGAGAGAGUGGCUUUCUGCAAUCCAACGGAAAGACUUUUCACCCAAAAAGAGUUCAAAGGUUUGUGAAUUGCAUUUCAAGGAAAGUGAUUUUAAAGUUGAAGCUUCAGCAUUUGAUUCUAAGAAUGGAAUUUUAAUUUCUGCUCCACUUCAGAAAGCAUUGCGUGAAAGCCUUAAAGAAUAUGAAAUGUAUAAUAAUGAUUUGAAAAUUAAUUGUUCUAAUGAUAUUUUGUCAUGUAUUGAUCGCUAUGGAAUAUCAGCAUUUUGGCAUGUAUACACAGUUCCAGAUACCUCAACUGUUUGCUUUAUUCAUAUUGUUUUUAGUCCUGGGCCAUCAAUUGAUUAUUCUGUAGUUGUGAAUGACAAUCAAGAAAUGUCUGUAUUUAUUAAAGAAAAAUCUAUUAUGCAAUUAUCUCCUUACACAUUCCCACAUAAAGUUACAAAUUUUAAUGAAAUUAGGACUGUUUUAGAUAAAUUGGCUAAUCUUCAAACCAAAGAGUUAAAUUCAAAAUUAACCAUAACAAUUGAUAUAAUUAAUGAAUUACUGCAAACUAUCUCUAACGACAAAAAUGAGAGCAUUAUUAAAUUUUUGCAAGACCAGAUGAAUCUUUUACUUUGCCCUAAAAAUAAUUUUAGAUACAAUCCUGAUGUACUAGUGUUAGCAUGCUUGUUAAAUACUAUAUCACCACAUGCAUAUAAAUUUUUAAGGGAUAGUGGCAGUAUUAUUAUGCCUCAUCCUUCGACUUUAAAAAAAAUUUGUAGCAAUUUAGUAUUGUCACCAUGUAAUGAAACUAUUGAUAAAAUUUUUUUAAAAUAUAUAAAAAAUCGUGUAACUUUCCUUGAGGAUCGAGAAAGAAAAGUGAUUCUUUUGGUAGAUGAAAUUUAUGUUCAGCCAUAUUUUGAUUACAAAGGAGGCUCUGUCGUUGGGGCUGCAUUUGAUUCUUCCAGUCCGGCAACCAGUGCAUUUGCUUUUAUGAUAUCCAGUUUGGAAUCUUCAUUCAAAGAGGUAGUACAUAUUAUGCCUGUUAACACAAUAAAUUUUGAAACAUUACAUUAUGUAAUUAAAAAAGUGAUUAGAGGUCUUGAAAAUAUGGGAAUUAUUGUUAUUUGUGUUAUUACAGACAACAAUGCAAUAAAUAGAAAAGCCAUGAGUUUGUUUUCAAAUCCACCACGUAAUUCAUUUGUUUACAAACAUCCAAUGAAUGGGAAUAGGCCUCUUUUCUACAUAAUAGAUGCAGUUCAUUUAUUUAAAAAUAUAAGGAACAAUUGGCUGAACCAGAAAAAUCCUGGUACAUGUAUGUUUUUUCCAAAUAUUGAAGAUCUUUCAAAGAAGCACUUCAAAACUGCUUCGUUUAUGUCUUUGAGAAAGCUACAUGAAAUUGAAAAUGACCAACUGAUUACAUUUUCUAAUGGUUUAACUCUAAAAAGUCUUUCACCUUCUAAUUUAGAGAAACAAAACAUUAAACUGGUUCUUAAGAUUUUCAAUAAAUUUACUAUUGAAGGUCUGAUUCAUUUGGGUCCUUUGCAUGAAAUACCACACUAUUCAGAUACAUCUGAGUUUAUAUCCAUAAUAUGCAAAUGGUGGGAUAUUAUGAAUGUUAAAACUAUGUUUAAAGGUAUACAUCAAAAGAGUGAAUUUAUGAAGCCAUUAACAGCAGAUGAUUCUGAUCCAAAAGUUAUUUUCCUCAAUCAGUUUCUUAACUGGUUAGAUGCAUGGGAAUCAAUGAAAUGUUCAACAGGCAUGCUUACAAAAGAAACUCAUGCAGCUCUCAAACAAACUACUUAUGGUAUACUGGAGUUGACUAGAUAUUGUGUUGAAGAGCUUGGAAUGAAAUAUAUACUUCCAGGAAAAAUUCAGACUGAUGCUCUUGAAGCCCGGUUUGGUAAAUACAGACAACUUUCUGGUUCUCAGUAUCAUAUUUCAAUGAGACAGUUAUUAGAAUGUGAAAAAAAAUUAAGAAUACAAUCAAGUAUUAAGUUAGAAUUGAUUAUUAAAAAUACUACUGUCCCUUUAACAUCAUUUGAAUAUGAUGAUAAUCUUCAUGAUAUUAUAGAAUUAGAUAAUACAGUAUAUUACCCAUCAUUAAAUAUUACGGAGAGUGAUGUGAAGGGCAUUAGUAGCCAUCUGCCAGUUCUGACUUAUUUGGGUGGUUACUGUUGUCAUGCAGUUUUAAAGAAAGUGAAAUGCUGUACCUGCAAACAAAACAUUACAAUAAAUUCCACAGUUAAUCAUGAUCAAACGUAUGAUCUUAUAAAGAAUCUUGAUCGUGGUGGACUCAGGUGGCCAAAACCAUUUAUUGUAAAUAUAAUUAUGUAUAAUUAUUUAAUUGUAAAUAAGCUGUGUAGUGAAGAAUAUGAAGAUUUUUUGUUGGAACAAAAUCAGAGGAAAAUUGUUGCAAAUUUGACUUUUAAAAUUUUAGAAUUAAAAGAAAUGCUCUUUGAUGAUAUUAUUUGUGAUAAUGGUCAUACAAGUGAAAGUAUAAGCAAACUGAUAAUUUGGAUAUCAACAAAUAUCAUGCUCAAGAAUCUUUGCAAUAGGAAAAAUGACGAUAUUAAGUCCAAUAAAGAAAAAAAAAAGAAAACUUCAGACACUUGCAAAGUAACAUUGAUGCUGUCUUUAAAAGUAAUUUUUAAAGUUCUCUCAAACUGCAUCUUUGCUAAAUAUCUACGUGUCAUCUUUGGUGAGCAGCUGAGAUUUAAGAAGCAUGUUUGUUAUACAUUUAAAUUGCUUUAUGCCAAAAUUUAUUUUGGACUUGUAUAUAUUAUUCUUUGCUUAUUUAACCAAGUUUUUAAUAUUACUCAAGAUUUUAUAUAAUUUUUAAUUUGCUUUAUACUAAGUUACUUCUCAAGGUCCUGAAAUUUCUAUAUUGUAUUUACAAGCGCCUUUGCUAAAUAUCUACGUGUCAUCGUUGCUGAGCAGCUGAGAUUUAAGAAGCAUAUUUAUUAUACAUUUAAAUGCUAAAUAUCAUAAUUUAUUCUGGACUUGUAGAUAUUAUUCUUUGCUUAUUUAGUUAUUUAACCAAGUUUUUGGCAUUACUGAAGAUUUUAUAUUUAAAAUUUUCUUUAUACUCAGUUACUUCUCAAGUUCCCAAGUUUCUAUUUUGUAUUUCAAUUGUGUUUCUUAAAAUGUUCAUCAUUAUUUAAGAUUUUGUAUCCUGCAAUUACAUGUCAUAGUGUAGUAGUGUAGAAAGAACAUAUUACAUGGCAUAGUGUAGUAGUGUAGAAAAAAGACAAAUUCCAUAAUGUCUUCUUUCUGCACAAUCUAACUCUAAUAUUUCUAUUUAUGCAAUAAUUGUAUGGACUCUUUCUGGAUAGUACUACAUGUUCAGCUCAAGUAAUAUUUGCUCUUCACAUUAUUCACAGUGAAUAAGCACAAAUCAAUCUACUAAUAUACCCGUGUGGUGACCGGGUGUGAAAGAAUAGUCCCAAUGUAGCUCAUACAUGUCGUAAAAGGCGACUAAAAUGGGUACCCAGCGUCUGGGGGUAUAGCCGGGCACCCUGCCCCUGGGGAUUAUAUCAGGGAACUGGUCCUCCAGGUUGGGGGUUGGGUGUGGGGCUAACUACCCCACCCCAUAAAAAAUCUCACUGUUAAGAAAUCCAAAGAUAGAAUUAGCCGGACUGCUUCUACUGGAAAACGACUUGGAAAUGGCCUAGGGACUUUUCGUUUUGGAACAUGAAAAAUAAGCAAACAGACUAAAAGUUUGAAAAGUUAUUGAAAUAAUUAAAUAAAGAAUGAUGAAGUGUGACUGCAAGGGACGUCCGGUAUCCUUUUCUGUCAUUGCACUUUUCCUGACAUGAUAAGGCUCUACCACGUACACUUUGGUAUUCAUAACGAAGAAAGGAGUGUUUUUAUCAUGAAAUGGCUCUCAGGUGUAAAAAUGCAUAGGAUAUAUCUUAGUUUAUUGAAGUUAAGAAUUGGUGCUUUGUGGACUAAAAAAUAUGUGCAAUAUCCAUUGUCACACCACUCUGUUCAAGAAUAUCGAUCAGUCCUGAAUGAUAAAGAAAAUGAUUAACAAAGGAAUAUCUAGAACUUGAUUGUGUGCAUGAUUUAAUUCCAAAUAUAAGUAUUGGAAUAAUUCAUCCUCCUUAUUUUCAACAAAAACUCUUCAUUUGGUAAUAUACAUUUGUGCUUAUCAGUGUGGUGUCUUGUGUAACAAAUCGUCAGUAUUAUAAAAUAGAUGGAAAGAUCUUUGAUUAUUGCAAGAGCUUUAUGUGCUGAAGAAGUAAAAAAAUGUCCCAGAUAAUUGUGGAUAUUAUGAAACUGAGUAUCAUAAGAAUGGAAAAAUAUUUCUUAAACAAAUUACCUUGUGAUGCAUGUAAUGGGUAUGUUUAUUUUAUUUCAUAUAACUGUAAAUUUAAUUAUUGAUAAUAAGCAAACUUUUUUUUUUUCCCCUAAAAUGCCAUUGGUGUAUUGUCAUUAUUCUAUAUUGACAUGUAUUCUCUUACAUUUAUCAUUGAAACCAGAGAUUUUAUAAUAGAAUAUGGGAAACUUGUGUUGAAGGCCUGUUGAUUGAAAUACAAGUGACCAUUACAUCUUUGGAAUUUGCAUUCUCAUUGCCAAUUUUGAAAAGACAUUCUUUUACAUUUUCUUAAAAAAGUUAACAUUCUAAUGACUUUAGAAGUAAACAUUGGCGACUUCAUAUGAACCAGUCUCUUGGCGAGUUUAGCAAAAAAUUUGCCGAUGGCUUCCCCAUAACAGAACUGUACUGGAUUCUAUACCUGAAUAUUGCAUUAAAAGGAGAGAAAACCAUUUAUUAUGAAGAUAAUAAAUGAUUCAUAUUAUGAAUGUUCAUUUCUUAUAAUGAUCGAGUUUUAUAUUCUUGCAUUGUAUUUCUUUUGUGUCAACACAGAAUAAAUUGUGUUGGAUUUCAGUUAUAAUGAUAUGUGUAAAGAUGCUGUAAUAAAAUUUGUUAUAAAUGUACU